Messenger RNA from [Torrubiella] hemipterigena, 2970 nucleotides. NCBI's taxonomy places the organism in Eukaryota, Fungi, Ascomycota, Sordariomycetes, Hypocreales, Clavicipitaceae. The record is from the annotation of a GenBank genome assembly.
CCAGAUAGUCCCAGUUCGACUCGCACAUGUUUUUUUGGCGGGCAAACUUGGCGGGGAGUGGCGCAGACGAUGCAAAUCUCAGCUUACAACUAGUACGAUGAGGCGAAUCAGCGCAGCCCAGUCCGCGCAUCCUAGGGCGUGUGAGGCCGCUGUAAUGAUGGGGCCUAAUAGGCUGCUAUAUAAUGGCUGACGACGACCUCCAUUGCGUCGCCUCGCGUACGAGUCGUUUCUCGGAUACUGUGCUGUUUUGCUUUAUAGUCGACGGAUAGCCGAAUUCGAAAAUGGGCUCCAUUUCAGCAGCUUCAUACUACGCAUCCCCCAGCCAGCAACAAUACUAUCAACGAGAUAUGAAGGUUUCUCUUGAUUCCUCGGUCGAGGCCGCUGGUCUUGCUGGAGAGCAGCGCGAACUUCUCGAUCUCAUUGAUAAAUUACAAUUUGCUCAACUCGACAAUGUGAAGCUUCCCCAGAUCGUUGUCGUUGGCGAUCAAAGUGCCGGCAAGAGCUCCGUCUUGGAGGCUCUCUCAGGAACACCAUUCCCACGCGAUGCCGGCGCCUGUACACGCUUUGCAACAGAAAUUCGACUCCGCCGUGCCAAGGAGGCUUCCUUAAAGGUGUCCAUUAUACCCGACAAGACUAGACCUUAUGAUGAACUUACACGGCUGAUGCACUUUGGCGGAAGCGUCAGUGGCGAUAUGUCAUUUGAGUCGCUUAUGAGAGAUGCCACAGAGCUGAUUGCCCCCAAGAAUAUCCCUGGCCGAUUUGCUGCCCGUGAUAUUCUCGUCGUAGAGCGAACUGGACCCGACAUGCCUCUACUUACACUUGUCGACUUGCCUGGCCUCGUCCGCGUUGCCAACCGCGAUCAAUCCGAAGCCGAUAUUCAGACAAUCGAGGCUCUUUCAGAUCACUACAUGAAGAGUUCACGAACAAUCAUCUUGGCAGUUAUUGGUGGAAACAAUGAUUACGUUCAAGCCCCAAUUCUCAUGAAGGCUCGCCACUUUGAUCCCAAGGGUUCACGCACCAUUGGUGUUUUGACCAAGCCCGACAUGACGGAAGGCAUUGGACUGGAAGACAAAUUUAUCGAGCUGGUGACCAACAAGGAUAGAGAAAACCAUUUCAAACUUGGGUGGUUUGUCUUGUUGAACCCAGGUCCAGGUGAGCAGUGGGCUACUGCUCAGGAUCGCGCCAGACGUGAAGCCGAAUUCUUCACUCGUGGUAAAUGGGCUGCUCUUCCUCCUCAGAUGUGGGGAGUUGCCGCUCUACGCCAGAAGCUUAGCGGACAACUCCAGCGACACAUUGGAAAGCAUGUCAAGAGCCUACGCCGCCAGAUCCAAGAAGCUCUGGAGCGCUGUGAUGGACAACUCAGAGAGAUGGGCGAAGGCAAAGAGACGGUCGAAGAGAUGAGAUUUGAAAUGGGAGAGUUGUUUGCAGGUUCGCACAAUCUUGUUACCCCUGCUGUCAAUGGCAACUACAAGAACCCGUUUGGUGAGCGCUUCUUUGCUCGUCAGUCGCACCCCAAGGGCACACCAUCACAAAAGCUCCGUGCUCGUGUUAGAGAAGAGAGUGAACGCUUUUCUCGCCGAUUCCGCCAGCAUGGACGCAAAGUUACUUUCCACAGCGAACCAAGCGCCAGUGCUAACCCCAACCUUCCUCAAGCCGGUGUGGUAGGCGACCAGUCGAAAAGAGACUUUGCUCAGAACGAGGUAGAGCCUCUGCUUCGCCAGAUCCGCGGUAAUGAAUUGCCGCUCGACUCAAACCCUCGAGCCCCAUACAUUCUCUUCCAGGAUUAUUCACGCAACUGGCCGACCCUUGCUCAGGAAUAUAAGGACAACUUGAGCGUCAUUUGCAACGAGUUUCUCGCCGACGUCAUUAGCCACAUCUGGCCGAUGCGCAUGCGCGACCCUCUACGCUACCACUUCUUGGAAACCAAGAUGCGGGAGCUGACUGAAAAUGCCGACAAGGAGCUGUCCAAACUGACUGACGAUAUGGAGCUUGAGGUGCAACCAUAUGACCCCGAGUACGAAAACCGUCUUCGAACAUGGCGUGCCGAAGCCACUCAAAACGGCGGCACUUAUACAGAGGCCGAGGAAGUACUGGAGAAAAUGCUCAUCUACUACGACCUCACUGCGCGAAUCUUUACCCGCAAUGUCAUUACACAAGUUGUCGAGAGACACUUGCUGCUAGGCAUGUUGCGUCUAUUUAACCCCGUGGAGAUUCUUCGCAUGCCCAAUGCAACCAUUGAAGCCAUUGCUGCCGAAAACAAGGAGACGCGCGAGCGCCGACUUGCACUCAAGCAGCAGAAGAAGGCCAUCGAGGAAGCUCGCAACAUUUGUGCUGGCCUGGCCAUGCGCAGCGAACUCCGUGGCUUUGACGAUGACACCGAAGAUGACAUUGAUACGGACGAUGAAGAGGCUCAACAACGACGACGCGCAUCCGUUGUUCUCACGCCCCAGUCCCAGCCCAGCCGGCAAUCAUCUGGAAACAGCCGCCGGGAGCAACAGCAGCAGCAACAACCGCGUCUGUCUAUUGACACACAAACGCAACAGCGCAAACCUGUCGUAGCAGCUCGUCCGGAGCCACCAUCUCACCGCAACAGCGUACACGACCAUCCUCGCGAAUGGGACCAGGCAUACUAUACCACCGCGUCUUCUCAACAACAGGCUGCUCCUACCCACGCACCACCAGCCCCUCCACCUCGUCCUCAGAAGCUUGGAUUCGAGGGAUCUGACGACUUGUACGAUGGGAUGGCUCGAAGCGAGUCGCCUGCUCAUGGCCGACAAAAGGAGACGGCUCGACAGAGACUUGCCGCUGUGAUGAGAACUGGUGCAUAAAGGAACCAUUAGGGUAGCUGCUUUUUUGUGGUGUUUGGGUUUGGGUGUUGUGUAGAAUGACGUUAAAUUGUGUAAUUAUCGACUAGAAAUUCCGCAUAUUGUAUAAAUAUACUCUUGAAGUUAAAAGACACGUUUUAGUAGC